Molecule: messenger RNA, 1884 nt
Organism: Perognathus longimembris pacificus (Pacific pocket mouse)
Lineage: Eukaryota; Metazoa; Chordata; Mammalia; Rodentia; Heteromyidae
Gene: Trim11
Product: tripartite motif containing 11
Exons: 6
Coding region: 213-1661 (482 amino acids)
Molecular function (GO): zinc ion binding; protein binding
Source: RefSeq, a predicted model, not a curated record
UCCGGAAACUGGAGCGGGUGUUCCCGGAGUCUCCCCGUCGUCGAUAUCUGGAAUCCCGCAUCCCCGGAGCUCACACCUGAACCACGGCAUCCGAGACCCUGCGCCUCGCACCUCCAGCGCACUGCGCCCUGGAGUGCCCGUGUUUCCCCCUAAGCCUCGUAACCGCCUCAGCCUAGGCCGCCUGCCUCGGCGGAGAGCCCCUUCCUUCCGCCAUGGCUGCCCCCGACUUGUCUACUAACCUCCAGGAGGAAGCCACCUGCGCUAUCUGCCUCGACUACUUCACCGACCCCGUGAUGACAGACUGCGGCCACAACUUCUGUCGCGAGUGCAUUCGGCGCUGCUGGGGCCAGCCCGAGGGACCUUACGCCUGCCCCGAGUGCCGAGAGCUGUCCCCGCAGAGGAACCUGCGGCCUAAUCGCCCUCUGGCCAAGAUGGCCGAAAUGGCGCGGCGCCUCCACCCUCCCUCGCCGGUGCCCCAGGGCGUGUGCGCCGCACACCGCGAGCCGCUGGCCGCCUUCUGUGGCGAGGAGCUGCGCCUGCUGUGCGCCGGCUGCGAGCGCUCCGGGGAGCACUGGACUCACCGCGUACGCCCGCUGCAGGAAGCCGCCGACGACCUCAAGGUGCAGCCCGGGGACAGGGUACGCCCUGUCCGGGGUGGGGGAGGCUGGAGAAGUCACUGGAGCACCUACGGAAGCAAAUGGAGGAUGCACUGCUCUUCCAAGCCCAGGCUGAGGAAACCUGUGCCUUGUGGCAGGCAGAAGAUGGUGGAGAGCCAGCGGCAAAAUGUGCUUGAUGAGUUCCAGCGGUUGCACCGCUUGCUGGUGGAGGAGGAACAAAAACUGCUGCAAAAACUAGAGGAGGAAGAGCUAGAAGUGUUGCCGAGACUGCGUGAGGGUGCCACAAGGCUUGGCCAGCAGAGCACCCAGUUGGCCACACUCAUUGCCGAGCUUGAGGGCCGUUGCCAGCUGCCAGCAUUGGGGCUGCUGCAGGAUAUUAAGGACGCCCUGCGCAGGGCCCAGGACGUGAAGCUGCAGCCUCCGGAGGUGGUGCCCAUGGAGCUGAGAACUGUGUGCAGGGUCCCAGGGUUGGUGGAGACCCUGCAGAAAUUUCAAGUGGAUAUGACUUUGGACCCAGACACUGCCAACCCCGAGCUGGUCCUGUCUGAGGACAGAAGGAGUGUGCAGAGAGGAGAACAGCGGCAGGCCCUGCCUGAUAAUGCUGAGCGUUUCGACCCCAGCCCUUGUGUGCUGGGCCAGGAACGCUUCACCUCCGGCCGCCACUACUGGGAGGUGGAGGUCGGGGAUCGUACCAGCUGGGCCCUGGGUGUUUGCCGAGACAAUGUCAACCGGAAGGAGAAAGGGGAGCUGUCGGCUGGCAAUGGGUUCUGGAUUCUGGUGUUCCUCGGCAGCUAUUACAACUCCACAGAGCCAGCCUUCUCCCCACUCCGGGACCCUCCCAGGCGUGUGGGGAUCUUUCUGGACUAUGAGGCUGGACAUCUCUCAUUCUACAGUGUGACUGAUGGGUCACUGUUGUUCAUCUUCCCUGAGACUCCCUUCUCUGGCAUACUUCGACCCCUCUUCUCACCUCUGUCAAGCAGUCCAACCCCUAUGACUAUCUGCUGGCUAAAAGGAGGGCCUGGGGAUGCCCUAGCUCCCCAGUGACCCAAGAGAUUGGGGAAUCCCUUCACUUCUCCUGGCCCCUUUGCCUGACUUCUGAGCCCAUCCUCCAUGAGAGGAUCUGACACAGGGAGCAUGUCCAUUGAGCAGUGGGAGGAGCACUAGUGCCUUUCUGUGUGUGGGAAACCCGGGUUCUGUUAGGCUGUGCAGAUGGGGUUUGGGAGGGCUUUGCCCUCCAUGUGGGAUUCCUCCAUGCUAGCAUGCCAGU